AUGGCCCUCCGGCGCCGCACGGCGUCGCUGGGUCGCCUCAUUGCUUUUGCCUUGCGGCCUGUCAUAGACAGCGCGACGACCGGAGCGCUCUUUACCGGACUGGCCUUGGUGGCGAUCGCGUGGUGGCGAAGUCGCGGAGGCCUUCUACAGUGGCUUCGCUAUGGCACAGCAGCGACGGGGCUUGGGGAGAAAGGCGCCAGCGCCUCCAAAGUGCUCGAAUGGCUUUUCAUAGGUGGCGACCGUGCGGCCGCCAACGGGAUCGAAAUCCGACAAGGAAUGGUAUCACCCAUAUCCUCAACUGCUCAGAGCGGCUACCUUUCUACAUGUCUCACACGCGAAACAAGCGGAUCCAUUUGA
This is a messenger RNA of Symbiodinium necroappetens, 357 nucleotides long. The record is from the annotation of a GenBank genome assembly. Lineage: Eukaryota; Dinophyceae; Suessiales; Symbiodiniaceae.